AUGCUCAGCUCCCGGGAAUUCAGGUCAUUUUAUCAAGGCUUCAGAAAUAAUAACAAGGUGGAGUCGGACACAUGCACCGGCUUCAUGGGCUUGAAAGAUGACUUUGGCCAUAGCUUUGGGCGCCUUUACACAGAGACUGGUGAUACACACUUAAGUGCAAUUGUACCGUGGACUAUACUGCGGAAGCCAACCAUGGAUAAAGUUAAUUCCAGGAAGGAUGAUUCAGACAAAGAUACCUCGGAAGGGACCUGUAGUUCGAGCUGUGACUCGGAAGAAAGCACAAAUUCUGAUAACGAGUCUGAGCUGUCAAGUAGACUUGUAGUAGAACCCUGCCGGGUGACCAAGAAGCAUAGACAACUCUGUCGUUCUCCUUGCAUCGAGCCGUACAUACUAAAAAGGAAUGAGAUUCUAGAAGACCUUAAAAGUGAACACGACCAAACAGAAUCUAAGGAGAUAAAGAAACCACCAGAUGAAGUAAAGGAAUACCAAACGAAAUUGGACUUUGCACUUAAAUUGGGUUACUCCGAAGAACAGGUUCUUCUUGUCCUCAACAAACUUGGUACAAAUGCUUUAAUUAAUGACAUUCUAGGAGAACUUGUCAAGCUUGGCAGCAAGAGUGAGACUGAACAAAAUGGUGGAGUGAGUAAUACCGUUCUACGGGAAGCAUCUUCCUUCGAGUCUCAACGACCUGAAUCUCCUUUUCAUCAGGAGGCAAUAGAUGACAGUGAAAACCUAAGACCAAUUGUAAUUGACGGGAGCAAUGUUGCCAUGAGUCAUGGAAAUAAAGAGGUAUUUUCUUGCCGUGGGAUCAAGCUUGCUGUCACCUGGUUCCAGGAUAGAGGGCAUAAGGAUAUUACAGUAUUUGUGCCUGCCUGGCGGAAGGAACAGUCACGGCCUGACGCUCUUAUUACUGAUCAAGAAAUCCUACGGAGGUUGGAGAAGGACAAGUUCCUGGUAUUUACACCGUCACGGCGGGUGCAGGGCAGAAGAGUUGUCUGCUACGAUGAUCGCUUUAUAGUCAAGCUGGCUUUUGAGUCGGAAGGCAUUAUCGUGUCAAAUGAUAACUAUAGGGAUCUGGCAAACGAGAAGCCUGAGUGGAAGAAGUUCAUUGAUGAGAGACUGCUCAUGUAUUCAUUUGUCAAUGACAAAUUUAUGCCACCUGAUGAUCCCCUAGGCCGCCAUGGACCAAGCUUGGAUAAUUUUUUAAGAAAGAAGCCUGUAGUGCCUGAGUACAAGAAGCAGCCUUGUCCUUAUGGAAAGAAAUGUACCUAUGGACAUAAGUGCAAGUAUUACCAUCCAGAAAGAGGAAAUCAACCUCAGCGUUCAGUAGCAGAUGAACUUCGUGCUAUGUCUCGGAGCAACAUUGCCAAGUCUGCCAAUGAAGUUGGGCUAGUCAAGAGCAACAGUGUUCCAUCAAACACCAAGAUUGACUCCAACUCAGAUGGAAAGCGCUCAGCCCCAAAGAGGCAAUCAGACCCCAGUAUUAGAACUCAGGCUUAUGACUUGGAGGAGAAGCUUCCCUCCAAAAACAAGUUGGAAACAAGGUCUGUGCCAUCCUUAGUUAGUAUAUCAAGUAUGAAACCCCAAAGUACAACUCCAUCUCGAAAUGGCUUACUUACUACUGUGCAUUUACCAUCUCAGGACCAAAUACCACCCGGACUCUACUCUCCAAUGCUAAUGUCCACAAAAAAUCAUGGGACGAUCUCAUGUGAACAGUACCCCAAAUGUGAAUCUCCAGUGGAUAUUGGAUAUUAUUCCAUGAUGAAUGCUUACUCAAACCUCGGUAUAUCUGGAACCCGGAGUCCAGAACGGCGUUUUUCACUAGACACAGAUUACAGGAUUAGCUCUGUGGCAUCUGACUGCAGCAGUGAAGGUAGUUUGAGCUGUGGAAGUAGUGAUUCCUAUGCAGGAUACAAUGACCGUUCCUAUGUUAGCUCCCCUGAUCCACAACUGGAAGAUAAUAUGAAGUGCCAGCACAUUCAUUCACACAAUCGUUCUCAAGCAUUCAUGCAAGGCUACCAUGACUCUUUGACUAGAGUUCAAAGUUUUGGGCAUGAACAAGAGGUGAAGCAUCACCACAAGACGAUACCACCUUAUAUGUCUUUGCCUCUGCAGCAUCCUGUCGUUGCAGCAAGGUCAAGUUGUCCAAAUGAGUACCACGUUAGCCAAAAAUCGCCUGCAUCAAAGAAUGGAAUUAUGGGAAGAUCUCUGGUGUCUACAAGAAUGGAAAGCAUCUCAGAUUCAAGACUAUAUGAAAGCCCACCACAGCGUCAACACAAAACCUAUUUAAGUCAAGAAAGUCCCAGAAACUGGGAUCGAAUGAGUUAUGGAGAUGCUUAUGGUUAUCGACCAAACUACCCAAUGCUGGGUAACCCUUCCCAACCAUGUUAUGAGCAAUUUGCUUUCCAAAGCCCACCAGAAAGCCAAGAUCCUUCUUGGAGGGUACCAUAUUGUGGAAUCCCUCAGGAACCCCAAAGAUUUUCAAAUACCAGAGAAAAGAUUUUUGUGAACUUGUGCAACAUCUUUCCAGCAGAACUUGUGCGACUAGUGAUGAAAAGAAACCCGCAUGUCACUGAUGCCCAACAGCUUGCGGCAGCCAUUUUGGUGGAAAAAUCCCAGUGUGGAUAUUGA
Bufo bufo (common toad) is the source of this 2631-nucleotide messenger RNA. It is a transcript of the gene ZC3H12C, whose product is annotated as zinc finger CCCH-type containing 12C. The coding region runs from base 1 to 2631 and encodes 876 amino acids. Gene Ontology annotation, molecular function: RNA endonuclease activity; mRNA binding; metal ion binding. Gene Ontology annotation, cellular component: nucleus; cytoplasmic ribonucleoprotein granule. The transcript has 6 exons. Lineage: Eukaryota; Metazoa; Chordata; Amphibia; Anura; Bufonidae. The record is from RefSeq and is a predicted model, not a curated record.